Messenger RNA from Lecanosticta acicola, 1683 nucleotides. The record is from the annotation of a GenBank genome assembly. NCBI's taxonomy places the organism in Eukaryota, Fungi, Ascomycota, Dothideomycetes, Mycosphaerellales, Mycosphaerellaceae.
AUGCCUCCUGACCUCGCCCGCCACACGCGGCUCGUGUUCCGCACAGCCAGAUCGCGACCCUUCAGCUGCUCCCACCGCACACGUCGACAAGAAGGCCACCGUAAGUCCUCCCGAUUACGCGAUGCACUACGCGCUACGCCCAUAAUAUGGCGACCCAUUCCCAUCGGCCUUGGCAUUGCAUUCCUUGGAGCGUUCCAGUUCUAUCGCACCCGAGAGCGACAAGCACGGAAGGAGGAAGAGGAGAGGAGAGACCAAUUUGACCGUGGAGAAUUAGGCCAGCCCAAGAAGAGACAGCGCAUACGACCGUCAGGACCAUGGACCGUCCAGAUCAUGAGCACCAUCCCUCUGAAGGCGAUAUCGAGAGUGUGGGGCUGGUUCAAUAGCAUUGAUAUACCAUACUACUUUCGCGUGCCCGGAUUUAAAUUGUACGGAUACAUCUUCGGUGUCAACUUUGACGAGAUAAGCGAGCCAGAUCUACAUACCUACCGAAAUCUCUCGGAAUUCUUCUACCGAACUCUCAAGCCGGGCGUCAGACCUCUGGAUCCAGAUCCCAAUGCUCUACUUUCGCCUGCAGACGGAAGAGUCAUACAGUUUGGUGUGAUUGAGGAUGGAGAGGUCGAGCAGGUCAAGGGUGUCACCUAUAGUGUGGAUGCACUUCUCGGCACCGAACCUACAGCUGGAACACCAACCAGCAGCAAUAUUGCUGGCUCCAAAGACUCGCCUCACCCAUCUCCGAAUAGAGGACGAGAGGGAGACGAGGAAACGAUCCGCGCCGAUGAAGAGUUCGCAAGAGUCAAUGGCAUAUCAUACACGCUUCCAAAUCUUUUCUCGGGACAAGCAGCCGGGCAAAGGCGGCGAUCGUGGUGGAAAGUGCGCCCAGAUAAACCGGAUCCAGAGAAUAUGGAUCCAACGAUGCGCGAAGGAGGUGAUGGCGCUUCCGCCCCAGUGAUAACAUCAACAGAUCAGUCCACCAAAUCAGCCAAGUCGUCAGAGAAGGAAGUAUCGGAAGAUCUUGCCAAAUCGCCGAAAGCGCCCCGACCGUGGUACUAUCCUGCCGCUGCGAAUGACGUGCCCACGGCGCUCUACUACUGCGUCAUCUACUUGGCUCCCGGCGACUAUCACAGAUUCCACUCCCCUGUCUCAUGGAUUGUCGAGAGCAGACGCCAUUUCGCUGGUGAACUGUACAGCGUCAGCCCAUAUUUGCAACGCACAUUGCCAGGUCUCUUCACUCUGAACGAGCGCGUAGUAUUACUAGGGAGAUGGAAGUACGGCUUCUUCAGCUAUACUCCUGUCGGAGCAACGAACGUCGGCUCGAUCGUCAUCAACUUCGAUCGAGAAUUGCGGACAAACAGCCUACUCACCGACACACUUGCCGAUAAGGCUGCAGAGGAGGCGGCUGAGCGCGGCGAACCUUACUCUGGAUAUGCCGAGGCGACUUAUACGUCUGCAUCGCCCGUCCUCGGCGGACAUGCUCUGAAGAGAGGAGAAGAGAUGGGCGGUUUCCAGCUUGGAAGCACGAUCGUCAUGGUCUUUGAAGCGCCCAAGGGCAAAAGACCCAGCUUCGACGAAGGCUUCAUGGGCGAUGGCACCGAGCGGAUAGGCGGAUGGAAGUGGACGAUUGAGAAGGGCAAGCAGGUGAGGGUCGGAGAGAAGCUUGGGUUUGUGGAUGGAGUGGAUUCGUAG